Molecule: messenger RNA, 1188 nt
Organism: Cucurbitaria berberidis CBS 394.84
Lineage: Eukaryota; Fungi; Ascomycota; Dothideomycetes; Pleosporales; Cucurbitariaceae
Exons: 2
Coding region: 1-1188 (395 amino acids)
Source: RefSeq, a predicted model, not a curated record
AUGCCAGUGUCUUCCGUAGCCGCAUUGACAGAGGGUGAAGUCGAACCAUAUCCCUCACCUGCCUCGACCUCCCAGCUCUCUAUAGAGGCCGAGGAAGAGCCUUGCUUGGAAACGAACGAUAUUGCUUCCCCAAAAACGUCAGUGGAGGCUGAGAAUACAACACGGACAGGUAAAGCAAGAAUAAAGAAAACGUUGUAUGUGCUUAAUCGCUCUUCGCAACUCAGCAAGCUGACCCUCACGAGAACGUUCCUCCCAAUUUCCACAACGCUUCGCCACAGCAACCCUGCAUAUUUCAAAGAGCUUCCGGAUCAUUUUUACCGUGUCACAUUCGAGAAGACUGCUACCCCGAGUCGCUACGAGAUCAAUGACUUACACAUUAGCGAACACCCCAAACUCAAGGACGGAUAUGCGUUUCAAGCUCUGGCAGAGUUCUUCUGUGAAAAAGACUUGACAAGAACUAGAAUUAAGCGACACCAUAAGCAGAGCAAGAAAAAGGAUCCCUCAAGUUAUGUCUCGGUAACUAACUCCCUGGGAGAAGCAGCGGGCCGAUGCAGGUGGCACUACUACACGAGCAAACGAAGAGGAAGACGCAUUAUCGUAGUUGAAAUCUCCACUGCCGGUCUCGUUCCAGCAGAGUUGGAGAUGACCGAACAAAUCGAGGACGGUUCCACAGUUACACUCAAUAUACCCAUCUGGGUUCGGGACGUAUGCCGACCGGUCGAUGGUUCACCUAUCACAACAGAGGAGUUCAAGAGUUCUGGCGCAGAUUUAUACCUUUCCGUUCUCGAACAAAGGGAUGGUGGAUUUCAUCUUGGCGUGACAGCCGCUGACGGUCAAUGGCACGAGUUCAUGGCCGGUGGUUUCAUUGAAGAGAAGUAUGUUACACGCGUUCUACCAUACGAUGGCAUGAAAGUUCAUAGGGCGGAGGGGGAUAUGGAAGUACGGAGCUUACUUGAUAUGAACUACGUCUUCGAUUGGGAGGCUCAACGAUGGCGCUACGAUCCCCUCUCGACAAAACGUAAGCGUUCUGUCGAUGAUGAAGAAAAGGACGACUACGCUUCAUCUAACACCUCAUCCGACGGGAAGUCAACAAGAAAACGCUGCUGCCCAUCUUGUGGAUACACAGCGCCCGAUCAAGAAUUCGAAAAUCGGGUUAUGGAGAUGACAGUAGAUGUUGAUCUUGCUUGA